This is a messenger RNA of Triplophysa dalaica, 2182 nucleotides long. It is a transcript of the gene scfd1, whose product is annotated as sec1 family domain containing 1. Bases 89 to 1987 code for a protein of 632 amino acids. Lineage: Eukaryota; Metazoa; Chordata; Actinopteri; Cypriniformes; Nemacheilidae. Gene Ontology annotation, cellular component: Golgi membrane; cytosol. Gene Ontology annotation, molecular function: syntaxin binding. Gene Ontology annotation, biological process: endoplasmic reticulum to Golgi vesicle-mediated transport; intracellular protein transport. The record is from RefSeq and is a predicted model, not a curated record. The transcript has 25 exons.
CUUUCAGUGCGCGCGUUCCCGUACACACACAGAGCAACUUGCCGGUUGCCACGUCACCUUCCUAGACGUCACCGCAUAAACAGUAAAGAUGGCGGCCUCCGUCCGGGAAAAACAGGCAGCUGCUCUAAAGCGAAUGCUCAACUUCAAUGCCCCACCCCUGAAAAACACAGCAGCUGAACCGGUAUGGAAGGUCCUUAUUUACGAUCGCUUUGGCCAAGACAUCAUUUCUCCCCUGCUGUCAGUGAAGGAGUUACGUGACAUGGGCAUCACUCUUCACCUUUUGUUACACUCCGACCGCGAUCCCAUUCCAGAUGUUCCUGCCAUUUACUUCAUUAUGCCCACAGAGGAGAACAUUGACAGGAUAUGUCAAGAUCUGCGAAACCAACUCUAUGAGUCCUACUACCUGAACUUCAUCUCUGCCAUCUCCAGAAGCAAGCUGGAGGAUAUAGCAAGUGCUGCUCUAGCUUCUAAUGCAGUAAACCAGGUGACCAAAGUGUUUGAUCAGUAUUUAAACUUUAUCACACUUGAAGAUGAAAUGUUCAUUCUCUGCAAUCAAAACAAAGAACACAUCUCUUAUCACGCCAUCAACAAACCAGAUAUCAUGGACACCGACAUGGAGGCUAUAAUGGACACUAUAGUGGAUAGCCUGUUCUGCUUCUUUGUUACACUUGGUGCUGUCCCAAUAAUCCGAUGUCCAAGAGGGAAUGCUGCAGAAAUGGUAGCUGUGAAACUUGACAAGAAACUGAGAGAGAAUCUGCGGGACGCUCGAAACAGCCUGUUCACCGGAGACACCAUGGGCACUGGCCAGUUCAGUUUUCAGAGGCCGCUGUUUGUUCUUGCCGACCGGAACUUGGACCUAGCGACUCCUCUUCACCACACAUGGACGUAUCAAGCUCUCAUUCAUGAUGUGCUGGACUUCCAUCUGAACCGGGUGUCUGUGGAGGAGUCUCAGGGAUCAGAGGCCAGCCCAGCCGGGGCACGACCCAAAAAAAAGAACAAGAAGAGCUAUGAUCUCACUGCUGCUGAUAAAUUUUGGCAAAAACACAAAGGAAGUCCGUUUCCUGAGGUGGCAGAAGCCGUGCAGGAGGAACUGGAUACAUAUCGAGCACAAGAGGAUGAGGUUAAACGCCUCAAGAGCAUCAUGGGCCUAGAGGGGGAGGAUGAUGGAGCCAUUAGUAUGUUGUCAGAUAACACUGCCAAACUUACCUCAGCUGUCAGUUCUCUUCCUGAGCUUCUGGAGAAGAAGAGAUUGAUUGACCUCCACACCAACGUUGCCACGGCAGUUUUGGACCACAUCAAGAGUCGUAAGAUGGAUGUGUACUUUGAGUAUGAGGAGAAGCUCAUGAGUAAAUCUACUCUUGAUAAAUCUCUACUAGACAUUAUCAGCGAUCCUGACGCUGGAACUGCAGAGGAUAAGAUGAGGUUGUUUCUCAUCUACUACAUCACUUCCCAGCAGCCCCCAUCUGAGGCUGAUCUGGAGCAGUACAAAAAAGCAAUGCUUGAUGCUGGCUGUGACCUGUCCCCACUUAACUACAUCAAGCAGUGGAAAGCCUUCACCAAGAUGGCUGCGACACCAGCCAAUUAUGGGAGCGGUGGAGUAAAACCAAUGGGUCUUUUCUCGAGGGUCAUGAACACCGGCUCCCAGUUUGUGAUGGAGGGGGUGAAAAAUCUAGUAUUGAAACAGCAUAACUUGCCUGUUACACGAAUCUUGGACAAUUUAAUGGAAAUUAAGUCAAACCCGGAGACAGAUGACUACAGAUACUUUGAUCCCAAGAUGCUUCGCGGAAGCGAGAGCUCCAUUCCAAGAAACAAGAACCCCUUUCAGGAGGCCAUUGUCUUUGUUGUUGGUGGAGGCAAUUAUAUAGAGUAUCAAAAUCUUGUUGACUACACAAAGGCUAGACCAGGGAAGCGGGUUCUUUAUGGGUGUAGUGAGCUUUUCAACGCAUCCCAGUUUAUUAAGCAGCUCUCCCAGCUUGGUCAGAAAUAGGAGCAGCGAAGUCGAGCUAUCCACUCUUCUCAAAAUUGGAAUCAAGAUAUCUUCAUAGCUAUUAAUGCUAUGCUAUAAAUUGUCUCUAACCUCAGAAUCAUUGAUAUUCCAUGUACUUUAUACUGUUUUCCUAUACUAUUUAAUUCAAUAACAAUGGUUCUUGACAAUAAAGUUCUAACAGUCUUAAGCAGGAAA